Molecule: messenger RNA, 2178 nt
Organism: Rhododendron vialii
Lineage: Eukaryota; Viridiplantae; Streptophyta; Magnoliopsida; Ericales; Ericaceae
Product: glucose-6-phosphate isomerase 1, chloroplastic
Exons: 14
Coding region: 174-2030 (618 amino acids)
Biological process (GO): glucose 6-phosphate metabolic process; glycolytic process; gluconeogenesis
Cellular component (GO): cytosol
Molecular function (GO): glucose-6-phosphate isomerase activity; carbohydrate derivative binding; monosaccharide binding
Source: RefSeq, a predicted model, not a curated record
CAAUGCCACAGACUCUCAGGUGAGACCAAAAAGCUCUCCGCCUUUCACUUCCCCAACCAGAACUCCAACCAAACACCAGCAAUGGCCUAACCCACCCACCCACCCUCUCCCGCUCUCUCUCUCUCUCCUCGUUUCCAUCGCCCUCUCUCUCUCUCUCUCUCUCUCUCUCCUCAAUGGCCUCAUCAAUCUCCGGCCUCUCCUCCACAUUCAAACUCCAAAACCCCACCCCCAACAAAUCCCCACUCGCCCGAGUCUACUCCGCCUCCUUCCCCGCCCGAUCAAAGCUCCUCGACCGCUUCUCUGUCCAAUCCGUGGCCAAGGAAAUCCCCGCAAACCUUUCCAAGCCAAAAAACGAGACGCUGAAAGAAGAGAUUAAGAAGAAGGGGCUGGAGAAGGACCCGAGGGAGCUGUGGCGGAGGUACGUCGACUGGCUGUACCAGCACAGGGAGCUGGGGCUGUACCUGGACGUGAGCCGGGUCGGGUUCACGGACGAGUUCGUCGCCGAGAUGGAGCCGAGGCUCCAGGCGGCGUUCCGGGCCAUGGAGAAGCUCGAGAAGGGGGCGAUCGCGAAUCCCGACGAGGGGAGGAUGGUCGGGCAUUACUGGCUCAGGAACUCGGGGCUCGCGCCGAGUAAGUACCUGAGGUCGCAGAUUGAGGCUACUUUUGAUGCUGUGUGCUCGUUCGCCGACGACGUCGUCUGUGGUAAGAUUAAGCCCCCAUCCUCUCCUGAGGGUCGCUUCACGCAUAUACUUUCUGUUGGAAUUGGAGGUUCUGCCCUUGGACCACAGUUUGUUGCAGAGGCGUUGGCUCCUGAUAAUCCUCCUCUCAAGAUAAGGUUCAUUGACAAUACGGAUCCAGCUGGCAUUGAUCAUCAGAUUGCGCAGCUUGGUCCUGAGUUGGCUUCAACACUAGUAAUAGUGAUAUCAAAGAGUGGAGGUACGCCGGAAACCAGAAAUGGUUUAUUGGAAGUACAAAAGGCUUUUCGUGAAGCUGGCCUGGAUUUUGCGAAACAGGGUGUUGCCAUUACACAAGCGAAUUCCUUAUUAGACAACACCGCGAGAAUUGAGGGGUGGUUAGCUAGGUUUCCUAUGUUUGACUGGGUGGGUGGUAGAACUUCAGAACUGUCUUCAGUUGGUCUACUUCCAGCAGCUCUUCAGGGAAUUGAUAUUAAAGAAAUGAUUGACGGUGCUUCAUUGAUGGAUGAGGCAAAUAGGACGACAGUGGUGAGGAAUAAUCCUGCAGCGUUGCUAGCUUUAUGCUGGUACUGGGCUUCUGAUGGAGUAGGAUCCAAGGAUAUGGUCGUUCUUCCUUACAAGGACAGCCUACUAUUAUUUAGCAGGUACUUACAGCAGCUGGUCAUGGAAUCAAUUGGGAAGGAGUUUGACCUGGAUGGUAAUCGGGUGAAUCAGGGACUUACUGUUUAUGGAAAUAAAGGGAGCACAGAUCAGCAUGCCUACAUCCAACAACUGAGAGAAGGCGUUCAUAACUUCUUUGUCACAUUUAUUGAAGUCCUACGUGAUAGACCCCCUGGCCAUGAUUGGGAGCUUGAACCAGGGGUCACAUGUGGUGACUACCUGUUUGGUAUGUUACAGGGCACAAGGUCAGCUUUGUAUUCUAAUGAUCGGGAGUCCAUUACAGUGACCGUGCAAGAAGUGACUCCGAGAUCAGUGGGGGCAAUGAUUGCACUGUAUGAACGAGCAGUUGGUAUUUAUGCCUCGCUGGUCAACAUUAAUGCUUACCACCAACCUGGUGUGGAAGCUGGGAAAAAAGCAGCUGGAGAAGUACUAGCUCUCCAAAAGCGGGUCCUUCAAGUACUCAAUGAGGCCAGCUGUAAAGACCCUGUUGAGCCAUUAACACUUGAUGAAGUAGCUGAACGUUGCCAUGCUCCUGAAGAUAUUGAGAUGAUUUACAAGAUUAUCGCCCACAUGGCUGCCAAUGAUAGAGCACUUAUAGCUGAAGGCAGCUGUGGCUCACCUCGUAGCAUCAAAGUUUUCCUCGGAGAGUGUAAUCUUGAUGAAAUGUACGUGUGAGUUGCAACUUGAGAACCACCUUUCAUGAGGUACCGGAAAAGGCUCUGUCCGCUGGUUUUUUACAGUCAGAUUUGGAUAUUUGUUGAGAUUUGAGAAUGACUGCAUUGAAGUUGUCUGAAAUAAAAUCCUGUUUUGGGUGGUUUGAUUU